UCGGCACGGCACGGCACGGCUCGGCUCGGCACGGCACGGCACGGCACGGCACGGCACGGCACGGCUCGGCUCGGCUCGGCUCGGCACGGCACGGCUCGGCUCGGCUCGGCUCGGCACGGCACGGCUCGGCUCGGCUCGGCUCGGCUCGGCACGGCACGGCUCGGCUCGGCUCGGCUCGGCUCGGCACGGCACGGCACGGCACGGCUCGGCUCGGCACGGCUCGGCACGGCACGGCACGGCUCGGCUCGGCACGGCACGGCACGGCUCGGCUCGGCUCGGCACAGCAAGGCAUGGCUCAGCAGGGCACGGUUCGGCUCGGCUCGGCACAGCAAGGCAUGGCUCAGUAGGGCACGGUUCGGUUCGGCACAGCCUGGAACGGAACAGAACGGCACGGCACGAAUGUGGCUCAGACCAUGGGGAUGAGCAGCUGAAAUCUCCGGGGAUCAGCGGGACAAUGCCAGAGCAAGCAUUGUGCUGACGGCUCUGCAAACGCUGGCACCGGCUCCCGGCCAGCAGCACCCUAUAAAAGCUGAGCCGCUGAAGUAGGCAAACAUUACAUGGGCGAAGCAGCAGUACCGCCUGAGCUAGACACCGUACCAGCAGCAAAGAUGGCUCAGACAAACCCUCUGCCUGUCCCCAUGGGCCCAUGGAAGAGCGUUCGGAGCAGAGGCCGGGAGAACCGCCAGCCACAGCCCUGCCACCCACCCGUCCCAGAACGGCUCCGCUCCUCUCUCCAGACAGCACCGCUACCCCGGGAACUGAUCUCCACAGGGAUCACCGUCUAUGACCAAGAAAACUUCCAGGGCAAGAGGAUGGAAUUCACUUCAGCCUGUCCAAACAUCAUGGAGUGCGGCUUCGACAACAUCCGCUCCCUGAAGGUGGAGUGUGGAGCCUGGGUCGGUUACGAACACACCGGCUUCUGCGGGCAGCAGUUCAUCCUGGAGAGGGGAGAGUACCCACGCUGGGACGCCUGGAGCGGCAGCAAUGCCUACCACAUCGAGCGCCUGAUGUCCUUCCGCCCCGUCUGCUCCGCUAAUCACAAGGAAUCCAAGAUCACUGUCUUUGAGAAAGACAACUUCAUCGGCCGCCAGUGGGAGAUUGGCGAUGACUACCCCUCGCUGCAGGCCAUGGGCUGGGCUAACAACGAAGUGGGCUCCAUGAAGAUCCAGUGCGGCGCCUGGGUUUGCUACCAAUACCCUGGGUACCGUGGCUACCAGUAUGUCCUGGAGUCCGACCACCACGGAGGAGACUACAAGCACUGGAGAGAGUGGGGUUCGCAUGCCCAGACCUCCCAGAUCCAAUCCAUCAGGCGUGUCCAGCAGUAGCUCUCCACUUUCCAGUACACCUGUGCAAGGUUUCUAAAGCUCACCGGCUCCCUUUUGGUGCUAAUACUCCCCUCCUGAAAUAACCACCCCUUCUUGUACUGCAACUGCUUAGGGAACAACACUCCCAAAUGGUACCAACUGCCACAAUUGCCAAUAAAUGUGACUGAAAGAAAAAGAUAAA
Messenger RNA from Falco peregrinus (peregrine falcon), 1506 nucleotides. It is a transcript of the gene CRYBA1, whose product is annotated as crystallin beta A1. The record is from RefSeq and is a predicted model, not a curated record. Gene Ontology annotation, biological process: lens development in camera-type eye; visual perception. Lineage: Eukaryota; Metazoa; Chordata; Aves; Falconiformes; Falconidae. Gene Ontology annotation, molecular function: structural constituent of eye lens.